GUCUUUCAACAGGUCAGCUUACUCCAUAUAAGGAGGAUAAAAUUUGCUCAGUCACACUGGAAGAUUUAUGCAUGACUUUUAAAUCUUUUUAAAAAAAGACAAAACAGAUAUCAAACAGGCUGCCAAGACUCCAAAACUGUACUUUGAUACAUGAUCAAUGAGGUUAAAAAGAGAACCUCGGUAAUUUUACAGGACAUCGCAUUCCCCUGAGGCGAAUCUCAUAAUUAAAGGCUACUCAGACAUUCCAACUCAGACACUCAGGUCACUCAAGAUAUGAGUAUAAUCACGGUUGACACCAGUGUGUUACUUUGGUCGAUCCUUUAACCUCCCUGGUUUGAUGUACUUCUCAAUAGAGGUGGUGAAAGAUGGCUAGGACAACGGCGGUAGGAAAAGACGUAAAAGAAACGGAUCAAGAGGAGACUACAGAUCUAGAGGCCGGCAGUUCCACUAAGGUGUACCUGAAAUCCGGUGCAGGUGUUCUGUAUACUCUGCUGAGCACAGCGUGUGUCGCCUUCGCUGCACAGUUUAUGACCCUGAGCAGUCAGUCAGGAAUACCUGGGCUGCAGCUGAUAUUCCUUAUCAAACUUACGCAGCUACUUGUUGUCCUCUUUCUUCUGCCUUUCUUUAAACCAAAGUUGACACCCGAAGGCGGACAGCAAACUCUAUUUCUUGUACUUACGACAAUUAUGGACAACCUGGGAACAAUCUUCGGAUUCAUGUCCUUUGUUUAUGUUCUCCCUGGGAUUUCCUUCGGGAUCAUACGAGGAUCCAUGCCUUUCAUCGCUGCCUGCAUCGGAUUUUUCUGUCUUGCCGAAACUGUGGAUGUCGUGAACUGUUUAGGAAUCGUUCUCAGUGCGGUUGGGGUGACAGUUGUCGCAGUUGGAAUGGUUCUGGAGAACACCUCGUCCACACAGCAUCUGACGGCGGCCAUUCUUCUGCCACUCGCUACUUCGUUCACCAAGGGUCCGGAUCACGUCAUCGUGCGGUCACUCAUCGGCAUGCAAGGGUUCUCCAUUCUAACUCAGACUCUGUACGCCAACAUUUGUGGGGCAGUAGUACUGCUUGUGCUGACCUACGUGAUAUCAACUCCGCGUUGGGCGAUGCCUGGACAAACGGUGGGUUACGUUAUCGGACUCUGUCUAUGCGUUACUGCCGCAUCGUUUACUACAAAACUAGCGCUGAAGACGGAAAAAGCAGGCAUUACUGCUACCAUAAAGACUUUCACCAUCCCUCUUUCAGUGCUGUUGGACUACAUAAUCCACUCAGAGUUUCCUAGUGCUUUAAAAUUCGGCGGUGUUGCACUCAUAGUGUUAGGCACUGGUUUAGUAGCAGUGUAUACUUGGUGGAGGCACCGUCAAAAUAUGCUUCACAAAAAGCUCUUAGGUAGCUUAAACUUUGGUGACUAAACAGUAAACACAACUUUUAAAAGUAGUUGUAUACUUUGUAGAAUGUGGUUUUGAUUUUUUUGUGACAGAAAAAACUUUAUGUCACAGAUGCAUGUGAUACAAAGUAUGAGAGGUCAUGAUCAGACACGGUAGCUAUUAUCAUAAUAGACGCUUAUUUCUGACUGGAGAACCAGUUGUAUUGGUUUAGGUGCUUUUUUACCGUUUGCCGCAUUCAGGGAAUACAUAGAAUUGGUGUCUUUUGGGUUAAGGGAGGAGGGGCCAUGCAAGGACAUAUAAACAACGAGAAAGUAUUAUUUUAACUGUAUAUAAGUUCCACAGUUUUAAAUAUUUACAUACCAAAGAAAAAAUUUAUUCCUAAUGCAACUCGAUAGACCAUGUAUUAUAAAGUCCAUCUGUUCUAAAACUGACUUUAGAAGCGAUAAAAUGUUGAACCUGUAGCUGUAUAUAUCAGCAUGCUAUAGAUUAAGUAAGAUAUCAGACUCGUAUUACUGUGACGUUUGUAUGUAGAACGUUAUCACAAUGACCCGUAUUUCCUUCGUAAAUAUCAUACAUCUACAAUGGAGGUCUUCGAUCCGUAUCUACUGACUAACACAGUCGUCGCUAUAUAAAACUUACAGUAUACUAGACAUUAAUGUAUGUUCAAAACGUGAUAGCAUGCACAUAUUAUGAGUAUUAAGAGUAUAUGAUCGAUAUCUGCUAGCCUUGUGCUUCAAAGAGUCGUUGAAUCAGACAACAGAACCGCGAAUUGUUAAGACGUUGAAAUGGUGCAUUUAGCCGAUACGAUUAGGGAAAAAACUUUAUAUAUCUGAAUCACUACAAAAGUUUAAAACCAUAUUGUGUGUAUAAAUAACUGGCAUAUGUCCUGAAUUAUAGAAAAUAUACAAUAGAUUAUACUAGCUUUGGUAGAAUUGGAAUUUAGUAUAGCUAGUAAUCAUUAUUGAUUAGCUCUGUUAGAAUCGUAUUUUAAAAUAGCUCAUGUAUCUACCCUUGUUGUUGUUUCUUUUGUUUGCAAUACAUUGUACCAGUUACAGUUGUAAAGCAAUAAAUUCACUUGAUUUGAUUUUUAUAAUAGCUCCUCACUAGGAAGCUGCGUUAAAGGUUAAAACCCGUAGCCAUUACAACAUAAAAAUGAUUAUUUGUUUAUUUUGAUUUUUAACAAAGUGAAAGGGAGGGCAAAACAGGUGCAUACGUACCUUUACAAGUUGCUUCUCCCCCAUAA
This is a messenger RNA of Branchiostoma belcheri (Belcher's lancelet), 2625 nucleotides long. RefSeq names its product solute carrier family 35 member G2-like. Lineage: Eukaryota; Metazoa; Chordata; Leptocardii; Amphioxiformes; Branchiostomatidae. The record is from RefSeq and is a predicted model, not a curated record.